Molecule: messenger RNA, 685 nt
Organism: Propithecus coquereli (Coquerel's sifaka)
Lineage: Eukaryota; Metazoa; Chordata; Mammalia; Primates; Indriidae
Product: serine racemase-like
Exons: 3
Coding region: 110-673 (187 amino acids)
Biological process (GO): D-serine biosynthetic process; L-serine metabolic process; pyruvate biosynthetic process
Cellular component (GO): cytoplasm
Molecular function (GO): serine racemase activity; L-serine ammonia-lyase activity; ATP binding
Source: RefSeq, a predicted model, not a curated record
UUUAGCCUUCCAUAAUCACCAUCAGUCACUUCCUACAAAACUUCACCAGAAAAACUUUGUUCAGCUUCAAGACAAGUCCCUUCUAUACAGAAAUUCUGGCACUCUAGUAAUGGAGUCAGUCCCCACAGAAUACCACAGACCCCAGGUCUAUUCCCUUGUGUUAUGCAUUUUCAAUCUUUUCAAUAAACAUACUAUCUUACACUUUGCUUUCUUAUUCCUGGGUUUCAGAACCAUGUGUGCUCAUUACUGCAUCUCCUUUGCUGAUGUUGAAAAAGCUCACGUCAACAUUCGAGAUUUUAUCCACCUCACACCAGUCCUAACAAGCUCCAUUUUGAAUCAAGUAACGGGGCGCAAUCUUUUCUUCAAAUGUGAACUCUUCCAGAAAACUGGAUCUUUUAAGAUUCGUGGUGCUCUUAAUGCCAUCAGAGGCUUGGUUCCUGCCACUUUAGAAGGGAAGCCGAAAGCUGUUGUUACUCACAGCAGUGGAAACCAUGGACAGGCUCUCACAUACGCUGCCAAAUUGGAAGGGAUUCCUGCUUUUAUUGUGGUGCCCCAAACAGCUCCCAACUGUAAAAAACUGGCGAUACAAGCCUAUGGAGCAUCUAUAGUAUACAGUGAACAGAGUGAUGAGGUAAGAACAGUGUUCAGAACCACCGUAAUAGCUUUCAUUUGACAAAGUGCUCUU